AUGUUGCACAAUUACAAAACAGCCCCUCAUAUGCAAACCGAAAAAGUGACCGGUGGAAGUGUGGAAGUUGUGGCGGGAGCUGGAGGAAAAAGUUGGGAGGGACCACGAACGUGGGAGCAUGAACGCGCGAAGCAACAACUGAACGACGGAAGCGAGGUAAUGAAGAUAAAUGAAUUUCGAAGCUGGGUCAUCUUGUGGGAAGGAGCUGUUCUGUUAUUUUCAUGUGGGGGGAAAUUUGUGACAAAUGGUGAAGGUGAAGUGAGAUAUAAUGGAGGUGGCGUGAGGUUAAGAAGCAUUAAGGAUGGGCUGACACUUGAUGAAUUGAGGCUAAUGAUAUCUGAGUGGAUUGGUGGCGAUGGAAGAAAUUAUGACAUUAAGUACACAGUGGCCUUUGAUGAGAAGACAUUGAUUGACCUUCAUGACAAUGCUGAAAUGUAUAACCUCUUUCAAUACAAUGGGAACAGCGGUCAUGUGUAUGUGGCCGAAAAAAGACAAGUGGGUCCCCAACCAAGGGACAAUGUAGAAAUAACAGAGAGAUUCAUGGGCAUGUCACAGCAAACUGAACUGGAUGCGUCUCCCAUUAGUUUGUGUUGUGAUUAUGGCUGGCUCAGUGAAGAAAAUGCUCGGGAAUGUGACAAUGAUGAAAUAAGUGGGCCCCCUAAUGUGGAUAAAUCUAUCGGAGCUGAAGAUACGGAUGGUAGUGAGAUGUUUGCACUUGCAAACAAGUUUGUGGCCAAGUAUAUGAGGAAUAGCAAGGAAUUCAUGUCGAUAAGGUGUAAAGUUGAGGUUGUCCAUGGAAGCUAUGUGCAAAUCAUGUGGGGAAGAGUUGUGAUGUGCUACGAGUGA
Messenger RNA from Neltuma alba, 846 nucleotides. RefSeq lists its product as uncharacterized. The coding region runs from base 1 to 846 and encodes 281 amino acids. The transcript has 4 exons. The record is from RefSeq and is a predicted model, not a curated record. Lineage: Eukaryota; Viridiplantae; Streptophyta; Magnoliopsida; Fabales; Fabaceae.